Messenger RNA from Emys orbicularis (European pond turtle), 2442 nucleotides. It is a transcript of the gene IL17RA, whose product is annotated as interleukin 17 receptor A. Lineage: Eukaryota; Metazoa; Chordata; Testudines; Emydidae. The transcript is spliced from 12 exons. Bases 25 to 2442 code for a protein of 805 amino acids. Gene Ontology annotation, molecular function: interleukin-17 receptor activity. The record is from RefSeq and is a predicted model, not a curated record.
UGUCUCGUAAGAAAUAGUACCUGCAUGGACCAGAGCUGGUUACAGGUUUUAAAAUGGACUCCCUCCGCUCCAAGCGUUCUUGAUGUCCACCCUGACGUUUUCCAUGAGGAGGGAAAACUGCUCCCUGUGCUGCGGAUAGAGUGGAUGGUGGCUACUGAUGCAAGCAUUCAGUAUCUCCAGGGAGUGGAGCUGGCUGUGCUACAACUGAACAAUAAUCAACAAAUCUGUGCCCAGUUUGACUUUCAGAACAAUCUGCCACUUCAGGUCCGUCCGGAUGGAGGCCGGUGGAACUUCACUUUCAACCGCUUUGAGGUGGAGCCUGGCCAGAUGUACCAAGUGACUGUCCAUCAUCUGCCCAAACUGGGCACCAGUGGAGACCACAACUGCAAAUCCACAUCUUACACGGUGCCUGAUUGCAAGGACCCUGCGAUGAAAAGAACCAUGCCAUGUAUGAAGACAGGCAGCCUGUGGGAGCCCAGUAUUCAUGGCAAAAGUCUAGAUGACAAUUCUCUGUUGGUGAGUUUUAACCCAGGGAUGGAGUCAGCCCGAUACCGGAUCCAUGUCACCAGUUUCCCAGAUGAUGAAAAGCAAUGUAAAGAGACCACACAUGAUAUUUAUGAGCCUCUGCAGAGUGGACAGCAGCACCGUGUGAAUGUCACUGUCAAAAUCAAGGAGAAUUUAAAAGCCUGUUGCAGAUACAAAGUACAGAUUCAACCAUUCUUUACCAUGUGUGGCACCGACUGUUUGAGACAUUCUGCUGUCAUCCCAUGUCCCUCAGUGGCUCCACCUACAUAUCCUGUAGAUGAUCCGAUUAUGUGGCUAUACUGGUGUAUCACUGGCAUCUGCAUUUUACUGGUGGGAUCAGUCAUAGCUGGUGCUAUUUACAUGACCCGAAGACAAGUAGGCCGCCAGCACAGGAAAUAUAGCAGCCAUGAGCUGUUACCUCCACAGCUGACUCCACCAUCCCUGAGGCCCCGGAAGGUUUGGAUUGUGUACUCUGCUGACCACCCACUCUAUGUAGAUGUGGUACUGAAGUUUGCCCAGUUCUUGAUCACAGUCUGUGGUACUGAGGUAGUCCUGGAUCUGCUGGAAAAGCGUCCGAUUUCAGAGAUCGGGGCCUUACCCUGGCUUACUCGACAGAAAAAAGAAAUGGAAGAACUAUCUUCAAAGAUCAUCAUUUUGUGUUCUCGGGGCACCCGGGCCAAAUGGCAGGCUAUGCUUGGGAAGGAGGGAACAGCUGUCUCUCUCAAGCAGGAUCAAUGGCAGCCUACUGGAGACAUGUUCACUCCAGCCUUGAAUUUGAUCCUACCAGACUUCAAGAAACCAGCUUGUUUUGGCAUGUAUAUAGUCUGCUAUUUUGAGGGCAUAAGUGAGGAUAAGGAUAUUCCUGACCCAUUCAAUGUCACAUCCAAGUACCAGCUGAUGGACAGGUUUGAGGACAUUUACUUUCUGAUCCAGGAUAUGGAGAAGUUUGAACCAGGGCGGAUCCAUCAAAUCCAGGAAAUCACCGCUGAAAACUAUGCUGAAAACUCCAAUGGCUGGAAGUUGAAGGAGGCAGUACAGACAUUCCAAGAAUGGCAGGCAAAGUACCCUGAUUGGUUUGAGAGAGAGAACACAUGCUCAGAAGAUGAGUCUCUGGAUAAGGAAAUACUGGAAGAAUUCAUGCCGGGUAAUGGAGAGGUAAUUAUAAAACAGCAGCUGCAUGUUCAAGAGCCUGAUCCCAAUGGCUGUUGUGCAGUUAGCCUCCAUGUGAAUGAAGAUGAGGGUGGAAAUUUUAAACUGCAGCUUCAGCUUAAUCCACAGGGGAAUCCAACUUCCCAGACCCUGAUGAUUCCCAUGGAUGAGGCACCUCCAGUUCAGAUGGUGGAGCCAAUUUCUAUUACAGGAGGUAAAAAUGCAACUAGUCAUCAGGUGCUGACCAACACAGAUUGGAUGGAAGGAAUCCCUCUGCUGGAGACUAGUGUCCCAAUGAGGAACAGCAUCAUCCUUCAUGAUGAUUUUGAUGUCCCAUCAUCAGACAACCAGAGAUCUGCAGACCACCUCCCAAAUGAAAUGAGGCAGCAGCUGGAGGGGUUAAUGUACUCUCUUUACCAGCAAAGCGUCAUUUCUUCUGAGCCAUCUCUCCGUCAAGAAGAUGCUGAAGAGCAGCAGCAGCAGAUGGCUUUCAAUAACCCAUGCAAAGAUCAGAGACAGUCAGUACAAUCAGACCAGGGCUACAUCUCCAGAUGUUCCCCUUUGCCUCCUGAUGAUCUGGUGGAGGAAGAGGAAGAGGAGGACCAAGAACAGGAAAACAAGAUGCCUUCUCAGUGUCUCUCUCCAGAGGUCUUGGACAGUCUAAAGAGUCUCCAACAGAAGCUGCUUUUCCAGGAAAUUCAGCAGAAAUCUGUCUGGGAGCACAUGGGUGGGAUGAUGGACACAGGUCAUUGUGCAGCGGACUCUUAG